Messenger RNA from Opisthorchis viverrini, 1123 nucleotides. RefSeq lists its product as hypothetical. Lineage: Eukaryota; Metazoa; Platyhelminthes; Trematoda; Opisthorchiida; Opisthorchiidae. The coding region runs from base 1 to 1017 and encodes 338 amino acids. Gene Ontology annotation, molecular function: chitin binding; oligosaccharide binding. Gene Ontology annotation, cellular component: extracellular region. The record is from RefSeq and is a predicted model, not a curated record. The transcript has 10 exons.
AUGAACCUUCAUUCAGUCCUCCUGUUCGAGUUACCCCUUUCCACACGCACUCCAACGGCCCGGACUCCAACAGUUUCAACGACGAAGGUUGACUUAGAUGAGUUUCUUGAUUCGUUCUCGUCAUACAACAUGUACACAGUUACUCAGAAAGCCACAAACGGUAGUGUUCUGGCCUAUGUAACACCGUGGAAUAAGCGGGGUUUCGAGCUAGCGGAAACGUUCGCAUCCAAGUUCACCCUUAUCUCCCCAGUGUGGUUCCAGGUACUCGGGAGGAAAAAGGCAUAUAGUGUCACAGGACUACCAGAAGUCAAUAAAGACUGGAUGGCACGCCUGAAGUCGAUCAACCCCAGUAUAAAAAUCGUACCUCGCUUCGACUUCCGCGAAUGGCAAGCUUCAGACUUUGCAGACACGCUGGGUGAUCGCUCUGCGGCGGAACAAUGUCUGGCAAACGUCUUGCGAAUUCUUAAACACUAUGAACUCGACGGUGCCGUUAUCGAACUCUGGUCCUUCUUUGUUGGGGCCCCCGAAGAAUCACUGCAUAACUUCAUUGAACUUAUUGGACAGUCGCUUCGAGAUAUCAACAUGGUUACUGUUCUUGUCAUUCCGCCUCCCGUCUAUCGUGGGCCUGGUCCAAACAGUCCGAUCAAUUGGGUGGAGAAGUGUAUUCUUCAUUUGGUACCGCACGGUUCACAUAAGGCAGCUGAGAAACGAGCACAAAUUCUUACGGGAUUCAACUUCUAUGGACUGCACCACAUCCCUGAGCGACGGUUUGGUGAUUAUAUUUUGGGGCACCAAUUUGUGCACAUAGUCAAUCAAUCACGAGCAGAUUUCAUAUGGGACUCUACAGCGUCGGAGCACUAUUUGAAAUUCCGAGAUGAAAACGGCCACGAAAAUUUUGUGUACUAUCCAACCGUCGCGUCCAUUUCACGCAGAAUAGAUCUUGUGGAGCACCUGGGUACGGGAAUAUCUAUCUGGGAAAUUGGCCAAGGACUCGACAGCUUUUUCUCCUUGUUUUGAAACCGCGUUAAGUGGUGAUUUUAUCUUUUUUAAACCAUUUGCUGUGCUAUAAUUCCUUAUUGUUUGUAUGUUAGCUGAACAGCAAUUAAAACAUCCGGUUGUCACU